Molecule: messenger RNA, 1742 nt
Organism: Scomber japonicus (chub mackerel)
Lineage: Eukaryota; Metazoa; Chordata; Actinopteri; Scombriformes; Scombridae
Gene: atp6v0b
Product: ATPase H+ transporting V0 subunit b
Exons: 8
Coding region: 160-795 (211 amino acids)
Biological process (GO): proton transmembrane transport
Cellular component (GO): proton-transporting V-type ATPase, V0 domain
Molecular function (GO): proton-transporting ATPase activity, rotational mechanism
Source: RefSeq, a predicted model, not a curated record
ACCAUCAUCCAGCUUCUCCUUUUGAUGCUCUUCAUCCUCCAUCGACGGGCAGCGCUUCUGAAACAGUAAUAUAUCAUUGUCUUUAGCUGUUCUGGCUUCAAAUUUUUAGAUUUGAGCCGAGGAUAGCUUGCCGAUCAAGCAGGAAACCCCGCCGAGUAGAUGCUGUUAGAGUGGAUGAUGAACGGACACGCCAUUCUUUACACGGGGGUCACUUUGGCCUUCUGGACCACCAUACUAGUCGUUGGUAUCUGCUAUACCAUAUUCGACCUUGGAUUUCGCUUUGACGUGGCAUGGUUCCUCACAGAGACUUCUCCUUUCAUGUGGGCCAAUCUGGGCAUUGGCUUGGCCAUCUCUCUGUCCGUGGUUGGAGCUGCUUGGGGCAUCUACAUCACCGGCUCGAGCAUCAUUGGUGGUGGUGUCAAGGCUCCUCGAAUUAAAACCAAGAAUUUGGUCAGCAUCAUCUUCUGUGAAGCUGUAGCGAUCUACGGCAUCAUCAUGGCGAUUGUCAUCAGCAACAUGGCUGAGAACUUCAGUGGAACAACCCCAGAGACCAUCGGAGCAAGGAACUACCAAGCUGGUUACUCCAUGUUUGGAGCUGGGUUGACUGUGGGCUUUUCCAACCUCUUCUGCGGCAUCUGCGUUGGCAUCGUGGGCAGCGGAGCAGCACUGGCAGAUGCCCAGAACGCCAGCCUCUUCGUGAAGAUCCUCAUCGUGGAAAUUUUUGGCAGUGCAAUCGGCCUAUUUGGUGUCAUCGUAGCCAUUUUGCAGACGUCGAAAGUAAAGAUGGGAGACUAGGAGAUUCAUUCAUACGCUGAGAACACACUGCUGGAAAAUAAGAUGGAUUAUUGUGUAAAUACAUCGUAAAUUAUUUAAAUGUCUCUAUUUGCCUGGUAUUGUUUUUAACCAUCAUUCACGGAAGAGUGGUACAGUUGCUUUAAAGGUGAUGUUGUGUUUUUCAUGCACAUUCUUACUUGUUAAUACAAUAAACCAGCGAACACUGAAUCGCUCUCAACAUUUAAAGACCGGAUCAAGUCAUACAGGUUGGAACAUUUUCAUGAUGCUUUUUCUGACCUCUCUCAGUGAAUGAUAGUUAAAAAUCACACUAGAGUAUUUGAAAAUAUUUGUGUGUGUGCGUGUGUGUGAUUGCUGAACAUGUGGUCUUUUUUUUUUUUUUUUCUUCCUUGUGAAGCAUGAGCGUGUUUAUCACUGUGUUUAUUACUGUAGCCUGGUCUGUCAGAGGUUUUGUUUUCAUGUGUUGUCUUUUUUUUUUUUUUUUUAAACUUGUCUCUGCUAAUAAGAAAGUGGCCCUUAAAUCCACACUGUGGCCCAAUACAGUAUUUAGUCGGACCUCCUACUGUAGAAGUGAUGGAGAAUCUACGGGAUUUUGAAUUAGAGUUACUGGUCUGGAAGCAUGAGGAGUGUCACAGGACAGAUGGACAGACUAUUUGGAAGGCUGAAACAAGUCAGAUCACAGCAGCAUAUCUGCUCUGUCAUUCACUUCCUGUUCCCCAAAACGUCGUGGCAUUAAAUCCUCUACAUUUAGAACCCAUGAUCUGCUAGGUCAUAGCUCCCAGCCAGAACACUCCUAAUUUUUGAGUUCAGUUUUAACAAGGUUGUUAUCCCUUUUCAGCAGUUUUUAUGAGAACGAUAUGGACAAAAAGUGGAUUCUUCAGUGUUGACUAGCAUAAAAUACUAUAAGAGCUUAUUUCCCAAUGUGUUGUGCAUAAAGACCUGUCAGCUUA